Suillus subaureus is the source of this 541-nucleotide messenger RNA. RefSeq lists its product as uncharacterized. The record is from RefSeq and is a predicted model, not a curated record. NCBI's taxonomy places the organism in Eukaryota, Fungi, Basidiomycota, Agaricomycetes, Boletales, Suillaceae. Bases 151 to 366 code for a protein of 71 amino acids. The transcript has 2 exons.
CGUAACUCCUCGAGAUGCGCCAACGUCAAUUUAAUCAUCUUUUGGGUGACAACUUCGUCCGAGUCUAGUGCGUUGCUUUAUGAGAGAUAAUCACCUCCUAGUCGCCCCAGAACACAAGUCUCUCACCCCCAACAUCACAACUCUAACAUCAUGUCCAUCAGCAGAUGCGCUAUCCAAAAUCCUCCUCACAAAUGGCGCCCCAAUAAUACCCAAGCCAACAACGACAAAGUCAGCAUGCGUCGGAAACGUGAGUGGCGAUGGGUGAGGGUGGGUAAGACCAAAAUAAGUGAGUGGGGUUUGGGAGUAAGAACCCUGGAGAGUGCUGGAUGCGCGCUUGGAGGGUUUGGAAGGUGUGGAAGUUGUUGAAAAAUUCAGUUAAUGCUAAGUGGGCGAGGGAGUGUGUUGCCCGUCGCCGGAAGGAGGGAACCGAUGCAGUUGUGGCGCGCUUGCAGUUUGUCGUGUUCUAUGAUUUCUUUACAAGUUCGGUGCCCUCCAUAGCUCGAUAAGUUCAUGAGAUUUAUUCAUCUUAUAUGCUGCGGAC